Molecule: messenger RNA, 1093 nt
Organism: Saprolegnia diclina VS20
Lineage: Eukaryota; Oomycota; Saprolegniomycetes; Saprolegniales; Saprolegniaceae
Exons: 10
Coding region: 16-867 (283 amino acids)
Biological process (GO): adenylate cyclase-activating G protein-coupled receptor signaling pathway; cell surface receptor signaling pathway
Cellular component (GO): plasma membrane
Molecular function (GO): G protein-coupled receptor activity; cAMP binding
Source: RefSeq, a predicted model, not a curated record
GUGUACAGUACGACGAUGCUGCCGGCACCGCUAAUGCUGCUCGCGGUCUCGAGCUCCGUCUCGGUCGUCGCGUGCGUGAGCAUGAUGGUGUGCUUUGUGCUCUUUGAAGAAUCGCGCCGGUGCGGCCGCCGCAUCCUCUUCUACCUCCACGCCACCGACCUUCUCGGUGCCGUUCUAUGGCUAUUGACGCUCCUGCCCGACAUCGCGUCGCCGCCGACGCCUAUUUUGUCGACGCCGUGGACGUGCUACGUGCAGGGUUAUGGACUGCAGUUUUGCGUGCUCUCGUCGUACCUCUGGACGACUUGCUUUGCCUUCCACUUGUACCAAAUCCUCGUCAAGGCCAACAAGACGCCCGAGAUGUACGAGUGGCGCUACGUGUUGCUCGCGUGGGGGGCCCCGCUCCUCAUUGUCCUUAUGUUUAUGAGCCAGCAACUCUGUGGGUUUGAACUCAUUGGGUUUGGCGGGCUACCAUGGUGCUGGGUCCGCUCGUGGAGCGACGACCAGUGGGUCCUCGACGGCUACGUACUUCAAAUGCUCUUCUUUUACGGCCCGAUCACGAUGGCGUUGGCGGUCAACACGGCGCUCUUCCUCACCGUCGCCACCAAGCUGGGGCGGUCGACCGUCAUGUCGACGGGCAUGGAAGAAAAAAUACGGUGGCGCAUGAUGGCCUACAUCGGGAUCUUCGUCCUCACGUGUGCCUGGGGCGGCCUCGGCCGAACGUUCCAGGUGAUUUCCCCCGAGCACGAGAUCAGCCCCGUCUUCUUGGCGCUCACGGCGUUCUUUGCACCGCUGCAGGGUGCACUCAACUGCGUCACGUACGGUCUCAACAAGCUGGUGGUUCCUGUACCGCUAGCAUCUCGUUGCUGAUCUCUGUGCAUUUAGCUCCGCGAGCGCUUUGUGUCGGCUCUUCGGCAGUGGCGACAGCGCAGCGGCGGUAAAGGCGCUGGUUUGCCCGAGAAGCGCACGCUGGUCCACAGCCCCAAGCGCCUUCGAAGAACAUGAUGUGUUGCAGGCCUGCGACGUUUGUGUGUCGGCGUCAUGUUAACACUGGCGCGAUUCGGUGGAUUGUCAAUAAAGUGUACUGUUCCGGUCG